UCCUGCUUUUUGCUGGGCUUGGGAGGUCCUUCUUUGGGAUCUAUUGGUGGAAGAAGGGGGUUCAGUUGGGUGCAGAUCGCUGUCAGUGUAACCGAUAUGUUAUCCCACUCCCGGUGUCUCACACGUUUUUUUGGUCGUUCGAUCUCUGCCCUUCGGCAGGGUAAUAAUGUAUUAGCAAGACGAGCUGCUUCAGGCAUAUCAGCUUCUCCAUGUGUCUCCAUUAAGGACAGUCCGAAAUAUGAUGGCAGGCCCAGCAUCUUUCAAAUCAGAUACUUCAAGACCACUGCUAUACACAGAAAUGAAGUUAUUACAGUCAAAACGCCAGCCUUUGCUGAGUCUGUCACAGAGGGGGAUGUGAGGUGGGAGAAAGCUGUUGGGGACAGGGUCAAAGAGGAUGAGGUGGUUUGUGAAAUCGAGACUGAUAAGACCUCAGUCCAGGUGCCCUCCCCUGCUGCAGGAGUGAUCGAGGAGCUUCUGGUUCCUGAUGGAGGCAAAGUGGAGGGAGGCACUCCCCUGUUCAAGCUAAGAAAAGGAGUUGAAUCUUGCACUGUGGUUUCUCACUCCUCAGAUGGCCCUGCCAUGCCAACCACUACACCUCCUUCAGCAACAGAGGCCACUGCAGCACCUCUUCCUCCCCCUCCCCCUGCUCCUGCUGCAGUGGGACCCAUCCCCACCACCAUGCCCCCGGUGCCACCAGUGCCCACACAACCUAUCACCUCCAAGCCAGUUUCAGCUAUCAAACCUACUGCAGCUCCUGCUCCUGCUGCCACAGACAUUGCCGCAAAGGCGGGCCGGUCGGAGCACAGGGUUAAGAUGAACCGUAUGAGGUUAAGGAUCGCUCAAAGGCUCAAGGAAGCUCAGAACACUUGUGCUAUGUUGACAACUUUCAAUGAGGUGGACAUGAGCAACAUCACAGAGAUGCGGAAGGUGCAUAAAGACCCUUUCCUGAAGAAACACGGAGUCAAGCUGGGCUUCAUGUCUGCAUUUGUGAAAGCCGCUGCAUACGCUUUAGUAGACCAGCCAGCUGUGAAUGCUGUUAUUGAUGACACAACCAAAGAGAUAGUGUACCGGGAUUACGUGGAUAUCAGUGUGGCAGUAGCAACACCAAAGGGACUAGUGGUGCCAGUAAUCAGAGGGGUGGAGGGAAUGAAUUUUGCUGACAUUGAAAAAACCAUCCACGAGCUAGGAGAAAAGGCUCGUAAGAACGAGCUGGCGGUGGAGGACAUGGAUGGGGGAACGUUCACCAUCAGUAACGGCGGAGUGUUCGGCUCCCUCUUCGGCACACCCAUCAUCAACCCUCCACAGUCUGCCAUUCUGGGCAUGCAUGGCAUCUUCGACAGGCCGGUGGCUGUUGGGGGGAAGGUGGAGGUCAGACCUAUGAUGUAUGUGGCUCUGACCUAUGACCAUCGACUGGUCGACGGCAGAGAGGCAGUCACCUUCCUCCGCAAGAUCAAGUCUGUGGUGGAGGACCCCAGGGUGCUGCUCCUGGACAUGUAACAUGGGGUCUUCAACAAACGCACAAGAACAACUGAAAUCAUUCAGAAUAUAAAACGAGUCCUCAUCUCACACAGAGUGCAUACUACCGCCCGAUAUUCCUUACUACAUAUGAUUUACUGUGUUGGUUAACUAGGGAAAGAACACUUUUUGCCAUUUGGAAAUUGAAGGGUUAAUUCACUUGAAAACAAAUGAAGGAAAGGAGUUUAAAUUGCAUGGGCCAGACCAAUAGAAAGAUGAUAUUGUAAUAUGUUCUCAGCUGGGGUUCUUUUCUUGUUAGCACAAAGGUUGUCAAGUGCUUUUGCAAUUUUUAAAUUAUACAUAUAUAAUAUGUAUAAUUAAGUUAAAACUUUGUCCAUUUGCAUUUUUUCAAUGGCAAAACAAGUGAUUGUACACAGUAUAUGGUAUAUUUUCAAAUUCUCUAUGUAAAAAGAGAAUUUGAAGAAGUUGUAAUCCAUCAAAUAAACAUCAAUUCAGAAACGUCCGUUAUGUACAAGAUCUCAAGGUGGCUUUUUUUUGUACACUUUGAUAAAUGCAGAAAAUUUGCAGUCUGCCCCCCCAAACAAUUUUGAGAUUAGUUUCAUUCAAUAUCUAAGGAAAGGCAUUUGUUUAUGAUGUGUAAAGAAACAAAUAUUAAUAGAGGAAAAAGGUUUUUAAACUAAAAAUAAAGAAAAUGACUUUUUGUCUUGUCAUAAUGUUAUCUGGAUCAGCCUAGGUGCUGCACACACAUGGCUUGUAUUAUGAGGAACAUCUAGGUGGGAGUGUGGGCAAGAUGUAUGUAACUAAUGUAGCACUGGUGAAUAUGAAAGUAAAAAAAAGUUAUCAGA
This is a messenger RNA of Electrophorus electricus (electric eel), 2321 nucleotides long. It is a transcript of the gene dlst, whose product is annotated as dihydrolipoamide S-succinyltransferase. Gene Ontology annotation, molecular function: dihydrolipoyllysine-residue succinyltransferase activity. Gene Ontology annotation, cellular component: oxoglutarate dehydrogenase complex; mitochondrion. The record is from RefSeq and is a predicted model, not a curated record. Gene Ontology annotation, biological process: tricarboxylic acid cycle. NCBI's taxonomy places the organism in Eukaryota, Metazoa, Chordata, Actinopteri, Gymnotiformes, Gymnotidae.